GCGGCCUGAGGCGGACCGGGCCCGGCGCGGCGAGUUGGAUUUGGAACGAAAGCAAAAUGGCUCGAGGACGCAAGAGCAAUAGCAUCAAACAGAGCGACUUCACUAACAGCACCAAUCCUCAGGAUUUAGAGAGAAGACUUUUUGUCGGCAAUUUGCCCACAGACCACAUGACUCGUGAAGAAAUGGAAGAGAUAUUUUCAAAAUAUGGCAAAAUCAGGGCCCUCAGCAUGUACCAUGGCUAUGGGUUCGUGCAGUAUGACCGUCUAGAAGAUGUCCAGGCCGCUCUGGACGGUGAGAAGGGUCGCCUUUAUAAAGGGUAUAGAUUAGAUAUUAAUAAAGCAGCGGAAAGAAGAAAUAUGAAUAAGGCUUCAUCAAGGUCCAGUCCGGCACGAAGAGAGCCAUACGCCUACGGGGAUGGCCGAGAUGCCAGACGCGACCGCUCCCCUCUUCGGGGGAGCCCACGGAGAGACCCCAGAGAUGGCAGGGAUGGUAGAAACGGGCGAGAUUCCAGAGACACUCGAGACCUCCGAGCUAGAGACAUGCGUGAUGCCAGAGACCACAGGGACCCACGGGACCUGCGAGACCCCCGGGAUAUCAGGGACCCAAGAGACUUGCGGGACCCUCGUGAUGUUAGAGAUCUUCGUGACCCACGGGAGCCGCUGUAUGAUCGAUACAGGGAUCCACGGGAUAUGAGGAAUCCAAGAGAUGUGAGGGAUCCACGGGAUAUGAGGGAUCCACGGGAUAUGAGGGACCCUCGGGACCCUUUGUACAGACGAGAUGAAGCUUAUGACCGUUACCUUCGCCUUGAAGACUACUAUCGGCGGAAGGAUGACUCUUACUACGACCGUUACAAAGAGCAUUUUGAUAGAGCACCAGUGAAUUCAGAAGACCGUCUGAAGCGUGAGGAGCGGCGCCGAGAGGAGCUGUACCGUCAGUACUACGAGGAAAUCAAGAGACGUUUUGAUGCAGAGAGACCUGUGGAUUGUUCUGUGAUAGUGGUGAAUAAACAGACAAAGGAGUACGCGGAGUCAGUGGGGCGGAAGGUGCGGGAUCUGGGCAUGGUAGUGGACCUGAUCUUCCUCAACACAGAGAUGUCACUGACGCAAGCCCUGGACGAUGUGAGCAGAGGAGGGUCUCCUUUUGCCAUUGUCAUCACCCAGCAGCAUCAAGUUCACCGCUCUUGCACUGUUAACAUCAUGUUUGGCACCCCACAAGAACACCGCAACAUGCCCCAAGCUGAUGCCAUGGUGCUGGUGGCAAGGAAUUAUGAGCGCUACAAAACAGAGUCACGGGAGAAGGAGCGUGAGGAAAUCGCCCGGCAGGCUGCCAAGAUGGCAGAUGAAGCUGUUCUGCAGGAGAGGGAGCGCCCACCCCCCAUGGAGGAGGGUGUCAGAGGAGGUCACCCUCCAGGGAUUCAGACUCUCUUGAACCUGCUGGCAGACAAUCGCUAUCUAACUGCUGAGGAGACUGAUAAAGUAAUUAAUUACUUGAGAGACCGGAAGGAACGGUUACUGAGAGGAAGCACGGAUUCUCUGCAGGCAUCCAUGUCAAGACAGUCUUUGGGGGCACCUUCAGGAUCAUCUCUGGGUAGUCAGUCCAGCCUUCCAAGCUCUCAGGCUCAUCAGGGUUCACAGCCUCUGGUCUCUGCUCCUUCUGUUCCAGUGUCCUCUUCUAAUCCUCAGCAGGAGCUUCAAGCAAAAAUCCUCAGUCUCUUCAACAGCGGGGCGGCAGCGGCAGCAGCUGCUGUAGCAAACAGCAGUUCAGCAGCCUCUGUGGGCGCUUCGGGCGGCACCCCGAACCAGAACUUUGCUAACAUGGCCAGCGGUCAGGCCCGGUCAGCACAGAUGAGUGCUGGAAAUUUAAACCAGGCUCAGCAGAGAUUGCAGACUCCAAGCACGCAGCUUCCUGCUCUCCAAGGCCCUUCAAGAAAUGCAGGUCCAAGACCUGGAGCUCCUCCACAAGCUCAGUCACUCUAUGGUCAGCACCAAAAUCGCCUCCCUGCACCUGGCAACGUACCUGCUCAAAGGCCAGUAUCUUCUGGUAUCAACUUUGACAACCCUAGUGUACAGAAAGCCUUGGACACCCUUAUCCAGAGUGGUCCUGCACUCUCCCACCUAGUGAGCCAAACCGUGGCCCAGGGGCGAGCAGGGUCCUCAGCCCAGCAACCUAUGGGCUCCUAUCAGCGACACUAUUAAAGCUGAGCUGUCAGGCCCUUUCCCCUUCCCUUUGCCAUUCCAUACUUAUAGCUGUUUAAAGAGUCUCCUGUCCUUGACACGGGACUAAUGCCCCUGGAUAUGCAUGUCCUCUCCACUUUGGCGAGAGUGUACCCCCAGUGGCAUUGCUGCUGACCGUUGCUAGCGCUGCCCUUCCUCACCUUGGUCUGGUUAGCAGUGUUUGGAGAAGUAUGCUGUAUUUUCUCAGCGGCACGAUGUGCUAAGAGCCGCUUUGGAUAAUCGGUUGUUUUGUCCAGUCCCAGAAGCUGCUGCAAUGACAGUCCUUCUUCAUUUUCCUCACUCGCAGUAGCUGGUGCAUCUUCACAUUGCGGUGCAGUCUGGUCUCGCUGAGUGGUCUUGGUAUAGUUUUGGGACAGUGGUUUUGAAGAAAUAGGGGACUGAACAGGGCGGUAUGCUGAUGGCGCCUUCUUGGAGACCCACCUUUUUGGAAUGGGCACUAUUUUUCUCUGGAUUUCUUUUUUUAUUUCUUUUUUUAAAGGCAUAUAAGCAAGUUGGAAAGUACAGUGGUAGCGCUAGCAGCUGAACUCAUGAAGCACACACCUGACCACUACUCAGUAAUCCAGGACCACGCCGUUUGGUCCUUCCGUAGCGAAACGCUCCUCACUUCGCCCAGCUCAUGGAAACUGGCAGCUUUGGUCUGAGUACUGUGGCAGAUCUGAAACACAAGAGCUUCCAGCCAAGGCAGAGAUUUCAAAUGGUCUGUCAAUUUUCCUACACCAAGUAGUCAGUAUUAAGAUCAGUAUGUUAAAUUUGGCAUAUGAAUUUCCUUUUCUUAUAAUCUGCUUUGGGAUGGUUGGUUACUGUAGCCCAACAGUUCAGCUGCAGCCACGCUGAUGUGCUGCUGGCCCUCCCUUGGGAAUACCUGCAGCCAGUUACCAGGUGGUGAAUGUCUGCUCUCUGAAACUUCAUCUCACUGUUGAUGGGUGUUUUGUCCAUCUAAGGUGGAGAGGCAGUGCCAAGAUGCAAUACCAUAAUUUUACACAUUUUUUUCAACACUUCGGUAGCUGCAGCAGACAGUUGAGUGGAAAAUGGGGCAGUGAUUCUUCACCGUGUUUUUAACCAGUAACAUAUUUUGAUACCAGAACACAAAACAUCUCUUAACUAUGUGGUCCUCCCCAUCACGGCCUUCUUAGAGUCUGUAGGCUUCCUGCAGAGAACCGAAAGAAACUAAGAAAGCAGUGUUCUUGGAGCAGAGGAUUUUCUUUGUCCCAGGUGGUUUGUGUUGUAGCAUUUUUUUUCUCUCUGUGCUGUUAACAAGAGGACAUUACUUUUUAAUAAAAAGGCAGGAAAAACGUUUUGUUGCAUU
Messenger RNA from Gavia stellata (red-throated loon), 3540 nucleotides. It is a transcript of the gene NCOA5, whose product is annotated as nuclear receptor coactivator 5. Gene Ontology annotation, molecular function: RNA binding. Bases 57 to 2195 code for a protein of 712 amino acids. Gene Ontology annotation, biological process: regulation of signal transduction. The transcript has 10 exons. The record is from RefSeq and is a predicted model, not a curated record. Gene Ontology annotation, cellular component: nucleoplasm. Lineage: Eukaryota; Metazoa; Chordata; Aves; Gaviiformes; Gaviidae.